Messenger RNA from Cephus cinctus (wheat stem sawfly), 3373 nucleotides. It is a transcript of the gene mal, whose product is annotated as molybdenum cofactor sulfurase 3. The coding region runs from base 1057 to 3051 and encodes 664 amino acids. Gene Ontology annotation, biological process: Mo-molybdopterin cofactor biosynthetic process. Gene Ontology annotation, molecular function: molybdenum ion binding; molybdenum cofactor sulfurtransferase activity; pyridoxal phosphate binding. The transcript is spliced from 8 exons. The record is from RefSeq and is a predicted model, not a curated record. NCBI's taxonomy places the organism in Eukaryota, Metazoa, Arthropoda, Insecta, Hymenoptera, Cephidae.
CGCUCAGUCGAAUUCAGUCGAAUUGAGUUCGUCACACGAGCAUGUCGUCCGUGCCCACUGUGCUUGGCGGGUGUCAGAAUCAAAUUCCCAUAAGGUUAAUUCUCUUCACUAGUGCCUACUCGGUGAUACGGUAGAGUUCAGUGGAGUCUGGUCACGAUCAGUCUGGUGGGUCUGGUGAAGUCAUGAUAAGUGGAGUUGGCACAUUUUCUCAUUGGAGGAGACAGCCAUAAUGUAUGUAUGUAUGUACACAAUAUGCGCUGAUACCAGCUGAUACGUGACUUUACACUGAAUUACACGCAUAGCAAAUAUUUUUGUUCGUGGGAUUCAAAGCUGUGCCUGCGACUAAUAUGUGGAAACAAUUGAAAUCAUUGGGUAAUCAUCGUUAUUGCUGUCAUCAUCGAUCACGCAAUCGUUUAAAUGAGUAUUAGAUUGCACGAUUAUUUGCAUUCCUCGAAACGUCAACUUACCAGGAGAUUGUAAUAUCACUCCUUUAGCAAUGACGACGUUCCUGUUGAGUAAUGUCGUUUAGCCAAUAGCAAAUCAAAUUAUGCUCGUGGUAUGCUACUUCUGUGUUCAUGCCAUGCUGAAUAGAAACAGAGCUCGGAAACCAGGUCCAACGUUGCCAUCGCCACAUCAUGGAUAGAAAAACGGCUGUUAAGUUUACUCCUGUUUACGAAUUGGACGUUCGAGAAUACCUAUCGAGCGAAUUCACUCGAUUAACAAGUAUACGAAUGUUACCUGGAUCAUGCUGGAGCGACACUCUACUCAAAAACACAGAUUAACAAGGUGGUUAAUGAUCUAAAUUCCGCACUUUAUGGGAAUCCACACUCUGCUGGUUCUGCUUCAAGCAGUAGUGUACAUGAUAUCAUUGAACGAACCAGAUUUAGGAUCCUCAAGCACUUUCACACUUCCACUAAGGAGUACGAUGUGAUCUUCACCUCAGGUGCUACUGCUUCUUUGAAAACAGUAGCUGAGACAUUUAAUUUCAAGAAUAAUGGGGAUAAGAAAUCAGGAUACUUUGUGUAUGCUCAAGACAAUCACACUUCGGUCCUUGGUAUGCGAGAAGUGGUUAAAAGAAAUGGUGCUACUGUAAUUAGUCUCGAUCGUGAUAAACUCCUAAAAAUAUUUAGCGAAGAUUACUGCGUUUCGAAGAAGAACGUUGAUGAAGCAGACAAUAAUUCUCUUUUUGUAUACUCAGCGCAAUGCAAUUUCUCUGGAUUCAAAUGUCCAUUGAGUUGGAUCGAAGCUGUUGAAAAUGGUAUUUUAAACAAGACAAUAUUUGGAGAGUAUGCCAAUAACACGAGAUGGUAUACAUUUCUGGAUGCCGCAUCUUUUGCUGCUACCAAUGAUUUAGAUUUGUCAAUAUAUAAGCCAGACUUUGUAUGUCUCUCCUUUUAUAAGAUGUUUGGUUAUCCAACUGGAAUUGGUGCUCUGUUAGUUAAGAAUUCCAGCGCAAGAGUAUUAGAAAAAGUGUAUUAUGGCGGCGGUACUGUAGAAAUCUCUCUCAGUUCGAAUAAUUUUCACGUAAAACGUCAAGUGCUGCACGAAAGGUUUGAGGACGGUACAAUUCCAUUUCUCGCUAUCGUGUCUCUGCAAUAUGGAUUUGAUGAAUUGUCCAAGAUAUCCCAAAAAGUGAUAUCGCAACACGUCUUCUCCCUGGCGCAGUAUCUUUAUUCUAUGCUGGCGAGUCUACGGCAUUCAAACAGAAAGGCAGCAGUUGUGCUUUACGCCGAUACUCAAUAUAACGAUUGCGAUAACAUGAUACAAGGUGGAAUCGUUUCGUUUAAUCUCAUGCGCUCUGACGGUAGCUACAUCGGCUAUAUGCAAGUUUUACAUAUGGCCGCAUUAUACAAUAUUCAUUUGAGAACGGGUUGUUUUUGUAAUCCGGGAGCGUGUCAGCGACAUUUACGUCUUUCAAACGAAGAGGUUUUAAAAAAUUACGACGCUGGCUACAUCUGUGGUGGAAAGAGCGAUCUCAUAGACGGAAAGCCGACUGGAGCGAUCAGAGUUUCCUUUGGCUACAUGUCAACUGUCGAGGAUGUUCAGAAGCUUCUCGCUAUGAUCGAUGAAUGCUUUCUUGAGAAAAAUUUGACUUACACAAGAAUCUUGAAAGAUACUGAAAAAACAAGAGAUAUCGUAACAGCGAGUGAACUCUCGAGCCCACGAGCCGGUGCACUGCCGAGACUUUUGCAACUGUUUGUAUAUCCUGUUAAAUCGUGCGCGGCCUUCGAAGUGCUGGACUCCUGGACGAUUACCCCGCGAGGAUUACAAUAUGAUAGAGAAUGGAUGAUUGUCACUGCGUCCGGAGCCUCCUAUACGCAAAAACAUCAAAGCGCACUCUGUCUUAUCAAACCGUGCAUCAAGGAAAAAGAGAACGCUCUGGAGUUGCAUUAUCCUGGUAUGCCGCUCAUACGCGUACCAUUGAGAUAUUCUUUUGUUAACGAUGCCUGUCUCGAUAAACCGAUGUGUCAUAGCAGAGUAUGCGGUCAUGGAGUCAACGGUACGGAUUGCGGUUCCGAAGUUGCUGAGUGGUUGAGUCUAGCCUUACGUCGUCCGGGACUUAGGCUUCUACGAAAAUUGCGAGAAACGAAUGUUUCGUAUCGUCACUUGGAUACAGAGAACGAGAGAAUUGAGAGCGGUAGCAGUUUGACUUUAUCCUUUUCGAGCCAGUCUCAGUACUUAUUGAUAAACAGAGAAAGCUUAAAAUGGUUGGCAGACCGAAUUCCCCACGAUUCUGAUUGUAACGUAGAAACGCUUCAGCAGCGAUUUCGAGGAAAUUUUAUUAUUUCUUGUGAACGCCCAUUUCAAGAGUGUGAACCGAACCAAAUUUGUGUAGUAGGAAUCAAUGAGUUUAAGGUGAAAGGACCGUGCACAAGAUGCCAGAUGAUAUGCGUCGACCAAACAACAAGCCGCAAGACUGUGGAGCCAUUACGAACAUUGGCGAAAGAAUUUAAAGGAAAAAUUUCUUUCGGAGUAUACCUCGACGCAGGCAAAUCUCAGACUAACGUCGAUGCAGUAGUCCAAAUCGGAGAUCCGAUUUAUUUCUCAUAAUACAUUGCAUUUCUUUUUCUACAGUUUAGACGUAAUUUGCGGAGUUUCAUUUCAGGAUAUGGCACAAUCAAUUGGCUGCUGUCCUUCAAUCUUCUUAAUCGGCAUACCAUGGGAAACGGCUUUCGCAAGAUCAGACACUGCCUCGAAGUCGGGAAAUGCCAUCGUCUGGAGUUUUGAGUAAACCAAUUGAUCGUUGAUUUUUACUUCGAACGAGGCUGAUAACGGAAGGGAAGUGAAUCUUCAAGAAAUUUAUUUGGUGUGAUUUCAAUAUCUAUAUAUGCCAAAUUGCAAUCAAUGCGAAUAAAAAUGACAAUAAUGUGAA